GUUGUCUCAGGGAUUAAAAUUUUCGUCGCGAGCUGUCAAAGUCAGAUUUUACCAACAAUCAAUAGAGACUAACAAGCAACGUAAAUUUCCAGCCUUGGCGUCCUUUUACUUACUGAUGGCUUUCUCUUGCAAAUUUAUGCCGGUGCAGUGUUUUGGCACCAAUCGUGGCAGCAGAGAGAAAUAUGAUUCCACGCAAUGUUCGGUUAGCGGAGACGGCUUAUCCCUGGCAAUGGUUGGAGAACCGGCAAAGUUCAUCCUACGAACUUCGGGUCCGGAUCUUCUUUACUUAGAGCUCCAAAUUACCCGAAUCGUGAAUAAAGGGAGUGAAACUUCGAUUUACUUCUCAGAGCCAAUUCCUGUCGAAUACGAAUGCUUGGGAGAAAAUAUUCACAGCGUGUGCUACUACCCAAAAGAAGUAGGAGAAUACCACGUGGCUGUCACAUGGAAGGGAAGUCACGUGACAGGAAGUCCAUUUGCUGUCAAGGUCGUUAAAAAAGUGACUUUCCCGGAUAUGGAUGACUUCAAAACAGAAGAACAAGAUAACAAGGAUGAGGUGUGGAAACUUAGAGACGACAUCAAGUCAUCAAGACGACAAAGGGAUAAUGGGGUUUAAGAUGUGUGGUACGGGUUUAAAUUUACUGGUUUACUGAAGUAAGGAGAGACAAAUCCCUACUGUGGAGCAGGUUUAAGAGAAUGAAAACAGUCAACAUGUUAUAGCUUUGAAUCUGGUAGCAAGGAAAACGAAAAGAAUCAGGAUAAAAAGAUGAAAUUUGUUGUUUUCAGCUGUAGCCGGAUUACAGAAACUCAUUAGCAUGGUCACGAAGUAGGCAAUUUUAUCAUCUGGUUUCUCGGCAAGAUAACUUAUGAGAAUACGUACAAAAAAAUAGGGCAUUAAAUCAUCGAUAUUUGUGCAG
Molecule: messenger RNA, 914 nt
Organism: Stylophora pistillata
Lineage: Eukaryota; Metazoa; Cnidaria; Anthozoa; Scleractinia; Pocilloporidae
Product: filamin-B
Biological process (GO): actin cytoskeleton organization
Molecular function (GO): actin filament binding
Source: RefSeq, a predicted model, not a curated record